Molecule: messenger RNA, 3753 nt
Organism: Balaenoptera ricei (Rice's whale)
Lineage: Eukaryota; Metazoa; Chordata; Mammalia; Artiodactyla; Balaenopteridae
Gene: ALDH5A1
Product: aldehyde dehydrogenase 5 family member A1
Exons: 10
Coding region: 99-1679 (526 amino acids)
Biological process (GO): GABA catabolic process
Molecular function (GO): succinate-semialdehyde dehydrogenase (NAD+) activity
Source: RefSeq, a predicted model, not a curated record
GUCCCCGCCGCCGCCGCCGCCGCCGCCGCCUGGAUCCCUGCACUCGGGUGCGCACGCUCGCUUGCCUGCUUCCUGCCGCCGCCGCCGCCGCCUGGGCCAUGGCGACUUGUUUUCGGCUGCGGAGCUGCCUGGCCCUGCACCUCCCGCGGACGCCUCCCAGCCGGGUCCUGCGCCCCCGCGCCGACUACCCGGUGGCCCGGAUUCGCGGCUACGCCCGGGGCCCGGCGCGCCUUUCCUCGGCCCUGCUGCGCACCGACGGCUUCGUGGGCGGCAGCUGGCUCUCGGCCGCCGCCACCUUCCCCGUGCACGACCCGGCCAGCGGCGCCGAGCUGGGCUUGGUGGCCGACUGCGGGGUACCCGAGGCCCGCGCCGCCGUGCGUGCCGCCUACGAGGCCUUCUGCAGCUGGAGGGGCGUCUCGGCCAAGGAGAGGAGUUCUUUACUUCGGAAAUGGUACGACCUAAUGAUACAAAAUAAGGAUGACCUUGCCAAGAUAAUCACAGCUGAAAGUGGAAAGCCACUAAAGGAGGCACAGGGAGAAAUUCUCUAUUCUGCAAAUUUCCUGGAGUGGUUUUCAGAGGAAGCCCGCCGCAUUUACGGAGACAUUAUCUACACCCCAGCAAAAGAAAAACGGGGCCUGGUCCUCAAGCAGCCCCUCGGUGUGGCCGCAGUCAUCACCCCAUGGAAUUUCCCCAGCGCCAUGAUCACGAGGAAGGUGGGGGCCGCCCUGGCAGCAGGCUGCACGGUGGUGGUGAAACCUGCCGAGGACACGCCCUUCUCUGCCCUGGCCUUGGCCGCGCUUGCAGACCAGGCUGGAAUUCCUCCAGGUGUAUACAACGUUAUUCCCUGCUCUCAAAAGAAGGUCAAAGAAGUAGGGGAAGCACUUUGCACAGAUCCCCUAGUGUCUAAAAUUUCCUUUACUGGUUCAACAGCCACCGGAAAGGUCCUGUUGCACCAUGCGGCAAACUCUGUGAAAAGGGUGUCCAUGGAGCUGGGCGGCCAUGCCCCAUUCAUCGUGUUCGACAGCGCCAAUGUUGACCAGGCUGUCGCUGGGGCCAUGGCAUCCAAAUUUAGGAACUCUGGACAGACUUGUGUUUGCUCAAACCGUUUCUUGGUGCAAAGGGGUAUCCAUGAUUCCUUUGUGAAAAAAUUUGCCGAGGCAAUUAAAACAAACCUGCAUGUGGGUAAUGGAUUUGAGGAGAGAACUACUCAAGGCCCGUUAAUUAAUGAGAAAGCUGUAGAAAAGGUAGAGAAACAUGUGAGUGAUGCCAUUUCCCAAGGGGCCACCGUUGUGACAGGUGGGAAGCGACAUCAAGUUGGAAAAAAUUUCUUCGAGCCCACCCUGCUCAGCAAUGUCACCCGAGACAUGCUCUGCUCUCAGGAAGAGACUUUUGGGCCUGUGGCACCCGUUAUCAAGUUUGAUACAGAGGAGGAGGCGGUGGCGAUCGCUAACGUGGCCGACGUCGGGCUGGCAGGUUAUUUUUACUCUCAAGACCCAGCCCAGAUCUGGAGGGUGGCGGAGCGGCUAGAAGUCGGCAUGGUUGGCGUUAACGAAGGAUUGAUCUCCUCCGUGGAGUGCCCUUUCGGUGGGGUGAAGCAGUCCGGCCUUGGGCGAGAGGGCUCCAAGUAUGGCAUUGAUGAGUAUCUGGAGCUCAAGUACGUGUGCUUUGGAGGCUUAUAGGAUUCUUUAGUUCUUUAAACAAUAAAAAAGGAAGCUUCCCUACAUGUAUGGGGACAUGCCAUCCAUUAUUUUAAAUCAGCCCAUAGGGUAUCUGAAUUAGGAAUUUUUUAAAGCUCAUCCAAUCCUCAUAAUCUUAAGCAGAUGCAAAUCCUACCCCUCCCCUUACGUGACUAGGGACCAAUAUAUGCCAUGCGCCUGAGGCCGCAGACUCCCCGAGAACCAGCGUAGGGUUUAUAGAAUGAAGCCCUGGACCCCACCACGACCCCGUCUGCCUCAGAGCAAAGUGCAGCGUGAGGCCAGCCGGCCCCCGCAGCCCCAUGGUCACGGCUGGGUCACUGCCUGGGCGAUGCCGCAGCCGGCACCCACACGGCUCCGGAGCUUAGACCCGGAGGGCGGCAGGGGAGCCCCCUGAGUGUGACUGACGGGCCACUUGGGGUGGUGAAGCACCCCUGGCAACCUGCCAGCUCAGCACUAAAGACACUUGCUGGGUAUUCCGAGGUGUUGCUGCAGAGGCUGAACCAUUCAUUGUUUAAGACUUCAGAAACAGCACGGAAUUGCCUGUGUUUCUUUGACCUGAAGGAACCCCUCUCCCUUUUUCGACCAUUUUUUAAAUUGAAGUCUCCAUUGUCCUAAAUUAACUGCUUAAAGAUUCUGUUUUCAUUUCUGUGCUGUUUUCCAUGUCAUGUUGUUUCCGUUAGGAAAUGAGCCUAAGCAUAAAGUAAAGCACAGCAGCAGCAGCUUGGUGGGAUGGAUGGCCCACAAGUAAUGGCCUGGCCUGGCUUUGUCCCCAUGGAUGUGCCAUUCAACCCCGCCCCGCCCCCAUCCCUCAGGAGAGUGGAGAUUCUAUACAUGCCUUAUUUAGCUCCAUGGGAUAUUGUGAGCCUCAGAGAAAGUGAAAGUCUUUGUCAAAAAGUAAAAAUUCAGUGUAAGUGCAGGAGUCGUCAUUAUUACGAGCGGCACCUCCCAGCCCCGCUUGGGUGUCCGGCAGUGGCUUUGCCAAGGUGAGCGGAGGUUGGUACCCACCUGCCCAGCACCUGAGCCUGAGUGAGGGCUUGUCACCUGCAGCCUCUGCUAUUUCUGUUCUUAGGAAGUGCCGCUCCUUCACCUGGAAAAGAGCAAAAGCACUUUCACGACAGUAAUCCCAAAAGGAAAAAGAAUUUCCAUAAUUGCCAAUGGGAAGACGCGUGAGGUUUUGCCCUUCAGGCACCUUUUAUCCAAUAAGAGUUUUUAUAGUUCAUCAUUGAAAACAAAAACAAAAACAAAAAAACCCUAUGACCACUGUUUCCUGUCACUCUGAAAGGAAAACUCUGAUUAAAAACACACUAGGCUUUUCUGUAUCAUGUCUCCGUCUGUCCUGAUAUACAAGGAAAAGGAAUAAAAGCUGUUCCUGGUGGAAUAGACAAGGAUGAAGCACCUCCUUUUCCACUCUCUCUGUGUGCACACUCCACUGACAUUCUGUGGAUAUUCUGGGGAGGAGAAGGAAAACAUGAAUGAAAGUAUUGCUAGAGGCAGGCACUCCUGGACCCAGCUGGGAUGUAGCGUCCCUCACUGAGCCAUGGGGAGCUGAAUAGCUAAAGGUCUGAGAUGUCCCUGUGCACAAAAGUACCACGGCCAGUCCUGGAGCUGCCUUGUGUUUGCCCUGGGUUACAUCAGCCAUCUCCCCUAAGGCCCAAUAAGGAAUGAGCUGAAAUCCACCUCCUGGUAACAUGCAUUGCUCAGACCCUGUCCAGAAUCACGUACGCAUCGUAUUGACAGUGAAUUUCUACUUUUUAGUUUUAGGGUUGUUUUGUGUAACACCCUAAUUACUUAAUAUUUGGGUGUGCCCAUCUGUUUUCUAUUAACGAUAAAAAUGCUGUAACACUAGUUCUUAGAAGUCUGGAAUACUGGUGCUUGAAAUGUUUGGAGGAAUACAUUCAAAUACAUUUGUAACUUUGUAAAUCAGUGAAUGUCUUGGCUGGGUGGCAGAUUUUGAGUUUUCUAGUAUAUUUGGCUCACCAGGUACAUAAAUUGAGGGCCAGACACUCAUUCCAAUAUCUUUGAUUAAUUUUGGAAUUAAAAUAAUUUGAAAAGGAAA